This is a messenger RNA of Cadophora gregata, 1989 nucleotides long. RefSeq names its product Transcriptional regulator of ribosomal biogenesis proteins (gene SFP1). Gene Ontology annotation, cellular component: nucleus. The transcript has 4 exons. Bases 1 to 1989 code for a protein of 662 amino acids. NCBI's taxonomy places the organism in Eukaryota, Fungi, Ascomycota, Leotiomycetes, Helotiales, Ploettnerulaceae. The record is from RefSeq and is a predicted model, not a curated record.
AUGGGCGGCCUAAACGAUUGGUUAUCCAAAUACACUAGCGCGAGUUCUGCACCAAAAGACGCCGCCGGCCUGUCAUCGCCAGCGGGAGCCCUCGAUCUUGAAGGUCAUUCCGUCGACUCGAAUGCCAGUUCUCCAUUCUCGAACAAUCAGCCGCCGACUCCUAACAACGACAAUACUGAGAGCGACGCUUUUACGAUGCAGAUGACCUCUCCUAUCGACAUCGCCACACCCACAAGAAACUCGUCGUCCUCUCCGUCAUCACAAGGCAUCGGCGUCAAGCCCACCACCAAUUUCCUCGAUCCCGACUCACGAACCUCCGCCAUGAUGAGCGGCAAUAAUUUUGAGAAUGGGAUGGGCAGAGGCCGCCAGGACUCAUUCGCAGGAGCGAAACCCAUCUCUAUGAACAACCCAAACAGAAAUGCAGAUGGUCGGCCGCGGCGAGAAAGUUUGGCUGGAAGCCUGGUACAAGGCAUGAGUUGGGGAGGCGUUUCUGUCGGAAGCUGGAUUAGAGACGACAUUAUCAUGGCGGGGACCUCGCCAUUUCCUUAUCAGUCGCCAUCUUAUCACUCUUCUUCAUAUCUACCCAAGCUAGAAGCAAAUUUCAUGAGAGAUUUCGCAUGCUGUGGCCAGACACUACCGACUCUCCACGAUCUGUUGCAACAUUACGAAGAAGCACAUGCACAGCAAACACCACAAUCGCUGCGUACAGCCUCUGCCGCGGCAAGGGCCCGAGAGAACUCGACUCCCAAUAGCAAAGCAGCCAUCGCGGCUCAGGCUGCUUCAGCAGUUCAGCAACAAGCCCAGCAGCAACAGAAUCAAACACUACAGCCACCACGAGCCCCGGGAUUACAGAUGCCACAGGGCGGACCAAGUGUGGGUGGAAUCCAGCUGAUGCGACAGCAACAGCAAUCGCAACCCUCGACUCCUGUUCAAAAGAACGUACAGCCCGCAUUGGAAGACAUGGAUGGUGUGGAAGAUAUGGAGAUGGACGAUGCUGUAGGCCCCAUGGACAACCCACCAGAUACGCCCGUGCAAAUGCACCAACAACCCCAGAUGUCACAGCAAUCAUUUUUUGGUCAACAGCCACGACCAAAUCUCAAUCUGAACUCUGGUGGGAUGCAACAUUCUGGGCUUCGAACAUCUCAGCCACCCACCCCAGCUACUGCAGGGUUUGGUUUCCAGAACAAUCCGACCGUUUCAUCGGUAAAUACCCCAACGCUCAGCGCCCAACCGAUCCAGCAACAAUCACACCAAUUCUCGCCCGAGACCUCGGUCCCAGGUACACCGGCAGGAGAAAUGGAAGAUGCAUUUGCGAACAUGCCAAUGAAUAUGAACAAUAUGGGGAUGAACAUGAAUAUGAACUUGUCAAAUAUGAACUAUCCAUUCGGAAUGGGAUCAGAUAGUUUGUCAUUGGACUUGUGCAUAGACGAGCCAGCCAAGCGACUAUACAGCCCAAAUGGGUUCACCCAACAACGUCUACAGCAGCAAUUUGCGCAAUUCGGUCUAGGACAAGGUCAAUUUGGUAACAACGAUGAGCUGAUGCGCGCUUAUCGGCAGCAGCAAAUGAUGGCCAUGAAUGCUAUGCCUCAAGCCGGUAUGAUGAUGGGAGAAGAGCACAAGCCAUUCAGAUGUCCAGUCAUUGGCUGUGAAAAGGCGUACAAGAACCAGAACGGUCUCAAAUAUCACAAAACACAUGGCCAUCAAACACAACAAUUACACGAAAAUGGCGAUGGAACAUUUUCAAUUGUCAAUCCUGAGACUUCCGCGCCUUAUCCUGGUACGCUCGGUAUGGAAAAGGAGAAGCCUUACAAAUGCGAUGUUUGUGGCAAGCGAUACAAGAAUUUGAAUGGGUUGAAAUACCACAAGCAACAUUCGCCUCCUUGCAAUCCCGACUUAAAGCUCAACAGUCACAUGGCCGCAGCGGGCUUAGGGCCACUGGGCAUGAAUGUCCCUGGUUUACCAGGGAUUGGCGAAGAAGGCAUGAUGUGA